Messenger RNA from Wyeomyia smithii (pitcher-plant mosquito), 2246 nucleotides. RefSeq names its product hexamerin-1.1-like. NCBI's taxonomy places the organism in Eukaryota, Metazoa, Arthropoda, Insecta, Diptera, Culicidae. The coding region runs from base 67 to 2136 and encodes 689 amino acids. The transcript is spliced from 3 exons. The record is from RefSeq and is a predicted model, not a curated record.
UGAAGUUAGGCUCUGAUCCUCAGACAUUGCCCAGUUUGUCUUCCGACAGGACAACAGCGUGAAAAGAUGCGGUGGAUCGAAGCAGCGUUCGUAGUGACGCUGGCCGUUGUGGUCAGUGGAUCGUACAGUCCUCCUGUGGUGAAAAAUGACGUCAUAUACGCCGAUAAGGAUUUUCUGAUGAAGGAGAAGUUCUUCUUCGAAAUACUCAGAAACAUACAGCUGCCGGUUCAGUUUGAAGAAUAUCUGCCCUACACGAAACUAUGGGUUGAAGACAAAUCCAAGUACUUGAACUAUGACCAAGUAGUAGAGUUCUUCGAUUUCUUCAAGCUCGGUUAUCUGGAGAAAGGAGAAAUCUUCACGAUCUACAAUAAGUUCUAUCUGAAGCAGACCUACCUGCUGUUCACCUUCCUGUACAACUCUGCUGAUUGGGACACCUACUAUAAGAACGUGAUUUGGGCACGAGAGCAUAUUAACGAGGGUAUGUUCAUCUACGCCGUUACAUUGUCAGUUCUGCACCGCCCCGAUCUGAAGGGAGUCAUUCUACCGGCUAUUUACGAGAUAUAUCCGUACUAUUUCUUCAACACCGAUGUGAUCCGGUCGGCCACGUUCCGCAAGAUGUAUGAUCCCAAGUUUGGAUUUUACGGAAGCGGCAAGUACAAUGUGGUUUACUCGAACUACACACUGACUUAUCCGGUGAAAGAUUCUUCUUUACACUUCCACAAUGAUCACUACAGCAUGAGCUAUUACUACGACGAUAUCGGUUUGAACUCGUACUAUUACUACUUCAUGAUGGAUUAUCCCUUCUUCAUGGGUGAGGAUAAAUUCGGACUCUUCAAGGAUCGCUGGGGAGAGAUGUACUUCUACAUGCAUCAACAAUUGUUGGCUCGUUAUAACCUGGAACGGUACUCGAACUACAUGCACCCGAUCAAGGGUCUUACUUGGAAGUUCCCUCUCAAGACUGGAUACUUCUCGUUGCUGAGCUACUGGAAUGGAGUACCGUUCAAGAGUCGCGAUUUCAAUUACAUGAUCAAGGAGAGUGACUACUACAAAUUGGACAUGAUCAAAGACUGGGAGUCGCGAGUUCGUAAGAUAAUUGAUGUUGGCUACUUCAUGCUAGAAGAUGGAACGAAGGUUGAUCUACGCAAGUGGCAAAAUAUUGGUUACCUUGGACACAUUUUCGCUGGCGAUGUGCACAGUAUGAAAUACGGAUUCUCUGGAUUCCUGGAAGCCUUCUCUCGUUUCGUUCUAUCGGGUGUAGAUUAUGUCACCUUCAAACCGUGGCCGUCUGCACUGAUGCACUAUGAAACCUCGCUGCGUGACCCAGUUUUCUAUUCCAUGUGGACUCGGUUGCUGGAUUUCUACUAUCUAUUCAAGAGUUAUCUCCCGUACUACACGUUCGAGGAACUGAACUUCAAGGGCGUCGUUAUUAAGGAUGUUGUAAUCGACAAAUUGAUGACAUAUUUCGACUACUUCGAUGCCGAUAUCUCCAACGUGAUUCCAAUGACCAACGUGGCCAAGUUCUGGGACUUUACCGUAUUCGGACGCACCAAGCGGCUAAAUCACAAGCCUUUCUCCUACAGUCUCGAUGUUGUGUCCGAAUACGCUAGCAAGGGUGUGAUUCGCGCGUUCUUGGGACCGAAGUUCGAUAACUUUAUGGAAUUGGACUACUAUAAGAAGUUCUUCAUCGAAAUUGACCAAUACUAUGUGGAUCUUGUCGUGGGCAAGAAUACGUUCACUCGCAUGUCGAAGGACUUUUUCUGGAGCGUCAAGGACCGUACCACGUACACGGAGUUGUACAAGAAGAUUAUGACUUCUUUCUCUGGAGGCGAUAAGUUCGUACUGGAUAUGUCCGAGGCUCACUGUGGAUUCCCGGAUCGCAUGAUCUUACCGAAGGGUUGGCCAAGUGGUCUGAAAAUGCAAUUGUUCUUCAUCGUUACGCCAUACUACACCAGCAGUGAGAUGACAAACGUCUCAUACGCCGACAAAUCGUUCUUCUGCGGACAGUACUACACGGACAAGUUCCCAAUGGGAUUCCCAUUCGAUCGCCAGAUCGACUUCACCUACUGGUACACGAAGAACAUGUUCUUCAAAGAUGUGUUAAUCUACCACACCGACGACAUGAAGUUCAACUACUAAGAUCUGGACUCAACAGAAAAAUGACUACAUGAAUAUUUGUUUUGUUGAUUUUUUUUUGUUUCUUUUAAUUAAAUAUAAGAGCAGAGCAUAUUAAGAUGCUAGAAAUGAAA